AUGCCAAUUUAUUUGACACCAUUGUCAUUUGGUAGAUUUUAAUACGAUGGUUCAUUAAUAGUACAAAUCGGUUCAACAUCACUUUCGUUAAAAGAAACUCUAUCAACUUCUACAGAUAAUCUUUCGAUUAUGAAUCCUUCAAACAUAAAUUUAACAUCUUCUAAUACAUCACCAUCAACACAACAAAUAUCUGUUCUUGAUAUAAUUGUUGGUAAAUCACGAGCAUUAACAUCUUUACAAACUCGUGGUAUUAAUUUAACAUUAAGUGGUGUAACAAAUAUUGGUACUAUUGCAAUGGAUGUACCAUUACGACCACAAGAAGUUCAUGAUCUUGUUAAUCGUGCUGGUCGUUUAAUAACAUCGUAUGUUCAAGAAUUUCUUCCAGAUGAUACACAACAAAUAUCAACAACACCAUUAACAACAAAUACAAAUAUUGAAUUAAAUAAUAUAAAUUUAAAUGAUACAAUUGAAGAACCAAAUACAGCAACACCAUUAGAACGUAUAACAACUAAAAAACGUCUUGGUACACGUCGUAAAAGUACAAUAACAUCAAAUAAUAAUUCACGUCCAUUAGAAGCUCAACGAAGUAUAUCAUCAUCAUCAAAACAACCUUUAUUUGAAGCACAUAUAACAGCACAUUGUCAAGGAAUGACAUUUUCUACAACACUUUUAUCAACAUUAAAAGCUCAAUAUAAAAUUGGUAUUGUUGAAGGUGUUGCUAAUAUUGGUAGUAUGACAUCACGUUUUACAGCUAUAAUACAUGAACAUGCAUUACAUUUCUUAAAUAAUAAUAAUAAUGAUCAACAACAACCACCAACUGUUAGUUCUGAUAAUCAUGUUCGAAUUGAUUUUCCACAAAUACGUUGUUAUGGAAAUUAUUCUAUUCAACAAGAACAAGAAAAUAAAACAAAAGGACAUUUAAAUCUUCUUACAAAAAUAGAUUUACUUAAAUUAACAAUAACAGCUGAUUUUCUUGCACAAUUAGUUUUUGUUUCAAAAGUUAUUAUACAUGAAAUAAAUGAAAUUCUUGCUAAAGUAUCUGGUUUUGAUCAAUUUCAUUUUAAAACAAAUAAAAAUUUACGUUUAUCAUCAUCAUCUGGAACACAAUUUAUUGGUAUUAAUAUAAAUGAUACUGAAGAUGAUGAGGAUGAUGAUGAUGAUGAUGAACCAGAAAAAGAUCAACAAACAACAUCAACAACACCAUUUACAUAUAAAAUUGAUAUAUCAAUGAAAGGUUUUGAAGUUAUUGGACAAACACCAUCAAAUACAAUUGUUAAAUUUGAAAAUGGAGAUAAAAAAGUACCAAUAUUUAUUAAAUUAACAAAUUAUCAUGAACAAAAUUCUGUAUUACUUUAUAAUAAACCAUUAAUUAAUGCAUUAUUAUAUAUUAAACUUAGUUUAGGACAAUUAUUACAUACAGGUGGUUUUCAAGAUGCUGCUUAUUUUAAAACAAAAUUACUUUUAAGAAAUUCAUUUCAAGUAAGUUUCAUAUUUAUUUCAAAUAAUAAUUUGUCAUUUUAA
Messenger RNA from Rotaria sp. Silwood2, 1521 nucleotides. The record is from the annotation of a GenBank genome assembly. NCBI's taxonomy places the organism in Eukaryota, Metazoa, Rotifera, Eurotatoria, Philodinida, Philodinidae.